Molecule: messenger RNA, 2098 nt
Organism: Ciona intestinalis (vase tunicate)
Lineage: Eukaryota; Metazoa; Chordata; Ascidiacea; Phlebobranchia; Cionidae
Product: complement component C6
Biological process (GO): immune response
Cellular component (GO): membrane attack complex
Molecular function (GO): protein binding
Source: RefSeq, a predicted model, not a curated record
ACAAUACUUGUUUUACAACGCAGCAGUGACUAUGAACAGGUUAAUUGCUUCGUUUUUAGUUCUUUUUGUGCUGGCAUGUUUCUUGGCAGAAGGCGAGAGUUGGUGGGCAUCGAGGAGAAGACGGAGACGAUACGUUCCUCCGCCUCCACCUCGCAUUAACUGUGCUGUUUCGAGUUGGGGCUCUUGGUCAUCAUGUUCGAGAUCUUGUUAUCCCGGCGGUACAAGGUACAGAACUCGAUAUGUUACACGUUAUCCUAAGAAUGGCGGAAGCGGCUGCCCCGGUCUAACGUGGACAACAGGAUGCAAUUCACAAGCAUGUCCUAAAUAUAAUUGCUACUGGGGUAAAUGGGGCGGGUGGUCUUCAUGCAGCAAGUGCUCAGCUUCAGCCAGGAGUCGUCUCCGAAACGUCACACAAGCUGCUAUGUUCGGAGGAGCUACGUGUCCCGGCCAUGAAUAUAUGACCGCGUCUUGUCCCCAUACAGCUUCAUGCACAACAUCAUGCCCUGCCGGUUUCUUCAAGUGUAGAGAUGGUCUCACUUGUGUGAAAUCCACGUUAAGAUGCAAUGGCGACGAUGACUGUAGCGACAACUCUGAUGAGAUGAAUUGCCCGAAAAUAUUCUCUCCGUGUGGUUCAUCUAAACAUGGCGUCAUCCCGAAUAUCUAUCUCGCUGGAGCAGGAUACGAUAUCACCACUGGAAAGAUGGCAGGUAAAAUAUUGGAUAACCACCAAUAUAACGGAAGGUGUGUGAAAGUUGUAAGCGGAGACCACAAUCAAAUUUACAGGCAACCUGCCAAUAUACAGUACUACAGAUUUCAGGUUUCUGUAGAUUCGACCUUUACGACCAAGGCAUACAGCAGUGCUAAAGAUUACGUUGAAGACCAACGAAAGGCAAUGUCAACAAAAGUUUCAGCCAGCGUCAGUUAUGGAACCGCGUUCUUCUCUGCUUCAGUCAGCUCCAGUUACACUGGUAGUAAAAGCACAAAACAAGUUGUACAACAGGCAAGCAACAACGAUGCACAAUUCUUCACAGUCACGAGCGAAAUCAAACUAGCUCAGUUCAGAACCGUCAGAGGAAACUACAUUCUUUCGCAUAACUUCCGACGCCGUCUUCGUGAUCUACCAUCUCACUACGAUUUCAUGAAAUAUCUUCAAGUGAUAGCUGACUAUGGAACGCAUUUCUAUUCAUCGGGUGUUUUAGGUGGCAAGUACGACUACACAUACAGAUACUCCAAAAAUGAGCUGAGAUCUUCAGGUUUGAGUGAAUCAGAUCAAAAACACUGCCUCUCUCUGGAAGCGUCAGCCAGGUAUAUGGGCGUCAGUGCAUCCGCAUCCACGAGUGGUUGUUCGUCAAACUCGCUGUCGAAAAAACAUGGAAGCAGCUUCACCAAGUCAGCAAGCGAGGUAAUUUCUAAAGUCGUCGGUGGUUCGUCUUCUGCAGCAGCUUCCUUGACCUUUGGAAAAAAUCCGGACAGUUCGAAGUAUGACGCGUGGGUGAAAACUGUCAAGGCGAACCCAACAAUGAUUGACUUUCAGCUCACACCUAUCAGCGCAGUGAUACCUGAUUCCGCAAAGAGACGAAACAUGCAACAAGCCUUGUAUCACUACAUGAGCAAAUACGAUUAUAACACAUGCAAGGGAACAUGCUACAACGGGGCUGGCAAAAUCAUCACCAACGCCGGGAAAACUUGCACUUGCCUUUGCAAAUCUCCAUACACAGGCCAAGAUUGUCACAACCGUUAACUUCACUUAACAUAUAGUAGGUUGGGGAAAGAUGGGACACCUUUAUUACAUAAUAUUUAAAUAUCCUGAUCCUGUUUUUAACAAUUAACAAAGAUCUAUAGAAGCCGUAAAGUUAUGGUUUUAUAAUUCUUUGAAUGUUCUAUGUUUACUACCAAAUGUGACCAGUAAAUAGAACGAAAAUGUGUCCCAUCCUCCCCCACCGUACUAUAUAUAUUCUGAGCACAUAUUAUAACAUAUCUUAAAUCUAAUUAAACUUAUUGCAUGAAACCAAUAACUCAAGUUAUCUUUACUUGUAGACUCGUAGAGUAUAUAAAUCACUUAUUCGCAUUUAUUAAUAAACUUGAAUAAUUUUGCAUA